AUGGAAGAUAUCGGUGGUGUUUUGUCUACUUUAUUGAUCGAUGAAGGCUCGUGGCCCCGAGGGAGCAUUGUAUUUUUGGAUGGCGACUUGGGUGCCGGAAAAACAGCCUUUGCCCGUGGUUUUGUUCGCGCGGCGAUUGGCGAUCCAGUCCUUCGUGUGACCUCCCCAACCUACUUACUAUCGAAUACCUACGCACUGCGCCGAGGAUACGAGAUUCACCACAUGGAUCUCUACCGUUUGUCUGAAAAUCCCGAGGACUUAAUGCCGCUCAACUUGGAUCAAGCUUUAUCCAAUGGCAUCUCGUUAAUUGAGUGGCCAAUACGAUUAGGAAGAGAUAAAAUUCCUCCACAGCGAUUGGAAGUGCACAUUACAAUUCCAAGCGAAUACACUGUGGAAGAUGUGGAUACCGAAGACAAACUACGUCACCUGACGAUGACGCCGUACGGAAGCAUUUGGGAGGAGAGACUGCAAAGACUACUGGCGAGCGGAUACGUCGAUGACUUGAUCCUGGAACCAUAA
Phaeodactylum tricornutum CCAP 1055/1 is the source of this 519-nucleotide messenger RNA. RefSeq lists its product with no specific name. Gene Ontology annotation, biological process: tRNA threonylcarbamoyladenosine modification. NCBI's taxonomy places the organism in Eukaryota, Bacillariophyta, Bacillariophyceae, Surirellales, Neidiaceae. Bases 1 to 519 code for a protein of 172 amino acids. The transcript is spliced from 2 exons. The record is from RefSeq and is a predicted model, not a curated record.